Molecule: messenger RNA, 1683 nt
Organism: Otolemur garnettii (small-eared galago)
Lineage: Eukaryota; Metazoa; Chordata; Mammalia; Primates; Galagidae
Product: gap junction gamma-3 protein
Exons: 5
Coding region: 550-1377 (275 amino acids)
Biological process (GO): cell communication
Cellular component (GO): connexin complex
Source: RefSeq, a predicted model, not a curated record
GGGGUAGAGCUUGGCAGGAACUCCUGGAAUUGCUGUUACCACCUUUUCUAUUCCAAGAUAAAAGCCACCACCUGGGCAGUGGUACAGGAGGGGCUCUCCACUCAGGAGGAUGUCCUGCAGGCUGCCCUGGGAACCAUAGGAAAGAUGUGAAGCUUGCCAGGAGCACUAAGGAUAGCCACCCUUAUGAAGCAGUGGAGACCUCUGCUACUAGGAAGUGUUCUUAAGACCCGCAUCCGUGAACACAUGGAAAGCACCGGACAUCUCACCCCCUGCAGGGACCACUGGUUCUGCAGAGCUGAUGGCUGGCAGCAGAUACUUUGGAGAACAAGAAGGAAACAAGGGUCCUGGACAGGAUCUAGGGGAAAAAAAGGCCAUCAGGGAAUAGGAUUUUGGGUGGUGGAUGCUGAUUCAGUCCUGGGUUAUGAGGAUGCUUUUGUGUCCAGGAAGCAGUUGUGCUCAGAAACAGAGAAGUAUUGGGCCUGAACCCUGUGCCUGAGCCAGGGCUGCCAAGUUUCUGGCACCGAGAUUCCAUCUAGCAUCUCCUCCUCCAUGAAGAGUCCAGUGUUGACCAGGAAUUGCCUCAGCAUGUGCGGCAGGUUGCUGUGGCGGCUGCUGGCUGAGGAGGCCAGGUACUCCACCCCGGUGGGGCGCCUCCUGCUUCCUGUGCUCCUGGGAUUCCGCCUCGUGCUGCUGGCUGCCAGUGGGCCUGGCAUCUACGGCGACGAACAGAGUGAAUUCGUGUGCCACACCCAGCAGGCUGGCUGCAAGGCCGCCUGCUUCGACGCCCUCCAUCCCCUCUCCCCGCUCCGCUUCUGGACCUUGCAGGUCAUGUUGGUGGCUGUUCCCAGUGCCCUCUACAUGGGUUUCACCCUGUAUCAUGUGAUCUGGCACUGGGAAGAAUCGGAAAAGGUGAAGAAAGAGGAGGAGACCCUGCCCCAUGAAGGGCAGAGCAGCAGAGAUGCCCCAGGGGCUCAAAGCCCCCUGCUGCUCUGGGCCUACGUGGCACAGCUCGGGGCUCGACUGGCCCUGGAAGGGGCAGCCCUGGGAGGGCAGUAUCAUCUGUAUGGUUUUCAGGUGCCCAGCUCCUUUGCAUGUCGUCGAGAGCCUUGCCUGGGUAGUAUAACCUGUAAUCUGUCCCGCCCCUCUGAGAAGACCGUGUUCCUGAAGACCAUGUUUGGGGUCAGUGGGUUCUGUCUCCUGUUUACUCUUUUGGAGCUUGUGCUUCUGGGUUUGACGAGAUGGUGGGAAACCCAGAAGCACAACACUUCUUCCUCUAACUACUGCCCAACUUCAGAGAGCACUAGAAGAUGCAAGGAACCAACUGGUAACUUUCCAGUGGUGGAAACAAAAGAGCAGUUUCGAGAAGCAGAGUUAUGAAGACACCUGAUUUGCCUGAAGGAAACCCUAUGAUUGGAUCUUCUUCCCAACAUCCAUUGAGUGAGGAUUCAUGUCCAUGACAAAUUAGAGGCUGUUGAAGGAUCUCUAAGGGCCAUGGUGGGCCCUGCUGUCUGAAGCAUUUCCUUGAAGAGUUCCUCAUUGUGCCCUCUUACACAGAUUCUCUGGUGUCAGCAUCCCAACUUUCAUGGGCUCAAUUUAACAGUCAGAAGCCUCCAUAAACAAUGAUUCUCCCUUGCCUUGCUCAAUAAAUAUUGACGACUUCAUUGGCAUUCUUGUUGCUGAAGA